Messenger RNA from Oryza brachyantha (malo sina), 1599 nucleotides. RefSeq lists its product as uncharacterized. The transcript has a single exon. Bases 173 to 1369 code for a protein of 398 amino acids. NCBI's taxonomy places the organism in Eukaryota, Viridiplantae, Streptophyta, Magnoliopsida, Poales, Poaceae. The record is from RefSeq and is a predicted model, not a curated record.
UAUCCCUCUCCCUCUCCUCUGUUCUCACCGCCGGAAGCAAAAAUGGAAUGAGACUAACCACCCUAUAUAUAUUGUAGUUGUACUGCUAGCGUCGUCUUCCUCGGUUCUUCCGCAUCGUCUUCUCGUCUCGAUCGAAAGACAUCCGCCUUCCACUACUCCUCUCCCGCCUCCAAUGGCGGCUGAUCAGUCUGCGGGAUGGGCGAACCUCCCGGACAAAGUCGUGCACGAGAUCUACCGCCGCAUCCCGUGCGAGGUCGAUCGCCACCACGCGGGUCGCGUCUGCCUCUCCUGGCGCGUGGCGCUCGCAAAGCUGAAGCCCCCGGUGCCACCUGCCCCGCUCCCGUGGCUCCUCCUCCCGGAGGCCGACGGGGAGCACCGGCCUACCUUCUCCUGCGUCCUCCGCGGCUGGCGCAGCACGCACCCUUUCUUCCUCCCGAUCGGCGCACGCCGCGCGCGCUACUUCGGUUCGUACAACGGCGUCUGGCUAUUCCUCGCCGUCGAUGUCCUCCAAGGAGACGGAAAAGCUGAAGACCACCUCCUCAUCAACCUCCACAGCUUUCAGUUCGUCGACCUCCCCAACGCGAUGCGAGUGCCGAUCUAUCAGGCAGAUCAGGGUCUCCAGAACAUCGCCAUCGUCGCCGCCGCUCUCUCGCGGCCGCCAACUGAACGAGGAUGCGUGGUCGCCGGUAUCAUCGAGCUCGCUCAUUCCCCGCCGGCCCGCCGAGUCGCGUUCUGGCGCAUGGGCGAUCGGGUGGUCCCGCGGCAUCCGUGGGCGGAGUGGCCGCCGGAGGAAGUGGAGGACCUCCUAUACACUACUGGAGCUUUCAUUUUUCUCACCAAAAAGGAAGAUAUUCGCGUGUGUCGAGAGCCGGCCAUCCACAAAGAUUUCGUUCAAUUGCAGCUAAACUUGCAGAGUCUGGUGCUCUUCAGGCCGCGGGGUCGCGACGGCCAGAUGGUGCUUGGUCGCUACCUCGUGCACUCCCGGCGGGACGUUCUCCUGGUCGUCAGGUUAGCCGCUCCCCUCCCGUACGAUCAGGCGGCCGUGGAGUUCCGGGUGUUCGAGAGCAAGAAAUACGUGCAGGGCAAGUACACGCGCAUGUGGAACGCGCUGUCUGGGCUCGACGGCCGGAUUCUGUUCGUCGGACGAGGCUGCUCCAGAUCCUACGAGGAGGCCGAUGGGUACCCCGGCAUGGAGGGCGUCUACUUCUUGGACGACCACAGCUCCCGCCGCCCGAUCGUCCACGGCCCGCGCCAUGCCUGCCGCUGCAGCGACAAUGGCAAAUGGUCGGAGGCGUCUCUCCGGAUCGACCGCUGCUUCCCGGAGCGAGCCUGGUCGAAAUGCUCGCCUCCGGUUUGGAUUAUCCCCUGAGGCGACAGCUCCCGGCCGGGAACGUCGUGUCGUUGCUCUGCAGGUCAAGUUAGUGUGUGCUGUGAUCAUGGCUUCAUCUGCUUACACUCUGUACGUUGUCCUUGCUCAGUUCGAUCUUCGAUUGGGGUGGUGUUCUCAUGUCGAAACUGUUUGCUGUUGGUGCUCGAUAGAAUGGCCUGCAUUUGUUUUUGGGUAUAAGCUGAAAUCGGUAUUCGUUUAGUUGUGAAUUG